Molecule: messenger RNA, 8196 nt
Organism: Nilaparvata lugens (brown planthopper)
Lineage: Eukaryota; Metazoa; Arthropoda; Insecta; Hemiptera; Delphacidae
Gene: Myo81F
Product: myosin-VIIa
Exons: 35
Coding region: 154-6591 (2145 amino acids)
Cellular component (GO): myosin complex; cytoskeleton
Molecular function (GO): cytoskeletal motor activity; ATP binding; protein binding
Source: RefSeq, a predicted model, not a curated record
GCCAGCCAGCUCGGUCGUUCAGUGAGUUGCCGCCUGCCAUUCGGUGAACAAGGAUGUGAAUUCGUUGUCGUUCUGUACCGCUACUGUGUGUUAUUACUGUCUUGUGUCAUGUGUUAUGGAGAGUUUUCGUAAGGGAUAGAAAUUCGCUCAGCUAUGGAGGGCCUCGGAAAGUCUUCGUACGAGGCCAGCGUCUCAGGCGUGCCUGAUAUGACUGCAAUAUCAGACAUCGAUGAAGCAGGAAUUAACAGAAACCUUCAAGCACGCUACCUCAAAGACAUCAUAUAUACAUACACUGGGACCAUUCUUGUAGCUGUCAACCCUUACAAGGAACUGGAUAUCUAUACCACGGACCAUGUAUUCCAGUACCACGGACAGAAGAUGGGUUCGCUGGAGCCGCAUGUGUUCGCGCUGGCCGAGGCGGCCUACAAGAGUCUGCAGACGCAGGACCAGAACCAGUCGUGUGUCAUCUCGGGCGAGAGCGGAGCAGGCAAGACUGAGACCACCAAGUUCAUACUGCAGUACCUCUGCUCGGUGACAAGCAACGUCAGCACCUGGGUUGAGCAGCAGAUUUUGGAGGCCAACACCAUACUCGAAGCUUUUGGGAACGCAAAGACUGUUAGGAAUGAUAACUCUAGUCGUUUUGGGAAGUUUAUGCAAGUGUGCUUUGAUAGUAAAUGGAUGAUAAAAGGCUGUAUUAUACAAGACUACCUCCUAGAACAAUCCCGGAUAACAUUUCAGAGUAAGGGCGAAAGAAAUUACCAUGUAUUCUAUCAGCUGGUUGAAGGAGCAAAGGGGAACAAAGAGCUGGUGGAACUGUACAAAUUAAAACCUCCAGAAUUCUUCAACUACCUCAACCAAUCCGGCUGUAUUCGUAUUGAUGGUGUCAGUGAUGCUAGAAAAUUCGAUGCCCUGAGGCUGGCCUUCAACGUGCUCAGGAUACCAUUGUCCAUGUGCGAUGGAAUAUUCAGCGUUCUAUCAGCGAUACUGUGGCUGGGAAAUACGACAUUCGAGGACAUUGAUGGUGAACGGUGCAAACUGACGGACGAAGAUCACAAAGUGUUGACGACGGUGGCUGGUCUGCUGGGUCUCCAAUUGGAGGACCUGGUUCAGGUGGCUCUGCUCAGGCAGAUCAACGUGCGAGGCAACAUCACCGAAAUACCAUUGAAACUGCAAGAGGCCAAGGAAAACCGACAUGCUAUGGCAAAAGCGUUAUACUCGAGGACGUUUGCUUGGCUAGUGAACCAUAUAAAUACGUGCACAAACCCCGGUUUGGAUUCGACGCGCUUCCUGGGCGUCCUCGACAUUUUCGGAUUCGAGAAUUUCGCCACCAACUCCUUUGAACAGCUUUGUAUCAACUACACUAACGAGAAACUGCACAAGUUCUUCAAUCAUUAUGUUUUUGCUUUGGAACAGGAAAUUUAUCGACAAGAGGAGAUUCAAUUCUCGCACAUAACAUUCACGGACAAUACAUCAUGUCUGGAGCUGGUUGAGAAGCCACCAAGAUGUAUUCUUAAACUAUUGACUGAACAGUGCCACAUGCCAAAGGGAUCAGACACAGCGUACUUGUCGAACUUGCACAACGAGUUCGACUCCCACCCGCAGUACGUGAAGGGUGACGACAGACGCAGGUGGGAGCAUGAGUUCGGCAUAAUGCACUACGCGGGAACAGUCACCUACUCGGUGCAUGGAUUUGUAGACAAGAACAGAGACGUGCAACAGGAUGUCUUCUUCGACUUCAUGAGUCGGUCGACCAAUGAGUUUGUACAGGAACUCACUAUUUAUCAAGAUUUGUUGGGAACGACAGCUGCUAGGAUGGGAAAUGCUGGCACUACCAUGGCUAGAGGCACCAGCAAAGGAAAGCCAACAGUUAGCGAUACAUUCAGGCAUCAACUGCAAGCUCUAGUCGAUGUUUUACAGGCGACAAAUCCUUGGUAUGUGAGGUGUAUAAAACCGAACAUGGCCAAGGCUCCCAAUGACUAUGACGAGAAACUAGUAUUAGAUCAAUUGAAGUAUUUAGGAAUGCUCGAUAUAAUUAGGAUACGAAAAGAAGGCUUUCCAAUUCAUCUUCCAUUUAGUCAAUUUGUUGCGCGUUAUAGAUGCCUGGCUAAAGGUCGGCUACCCAACAAUCCUCAGGAAGCUAUCAGGGCUGUGAUGAAACAAUACUCAAUCAGUCAGAAGUUAUGGCAGAUUGGGAAAACAAAAGUGUUUUUGAGGGGAAGUGCUCACGAGCCUCUCGAAGAUAAUAGAGUUAGGAUAAUUAAUGCCAAAGCCUUAGUUUUACAAAGGGUAUGGAGAGGAUAUAAUGUGAGAAAAGGUUAUUCCUUAUCAAAGCUUCUGACAAAUUUCAAGGUGGCAGCUGCUUUACGAGAGAUCAAGGUCCUGCAAGAAGAAAUCAAGAAACGGGAGAAACUGGAAGAAGAAAGAAAACAACGGGAAGAGGAAAUGAAAAAAGAGGCUGAAGAGAACCUAAAAGCACUGGAGGAGAGUGAAAGCAAACAAUAUCAUGGCAUUGUUGGAAUGGACAGAGGAGCUGCUCAGGAGGAGAUAGCUCAGCUAUCGCAAAUGGCAAUUCAGAUGAACUCGAAGUUGCAGUCAGAGCCGGCAGGAGAGUCUGUCGACUUGGACAACCUCUUCUCAUUCCUCUCCGAUGUUCAGACUGGAAGGAAUCAGAUCAUAGAUGAGAUUGGCGAGAGAAUGAAUGAGCUCGUCUCCGAUCUUGAUGUUGAGCUGGAAUCAGUGAUACAACAGGAGCUGGAAGGCUUGAACAUAGAACGCGAAACUUCAGCCGUACCGCCAAACAGCCUCGACCUGAACCAGAGGCCUGGCGGGGCAGCGGGGGCGGCAACCAUGAAGCCACCCUCGCUCCCCGAGCCCACCGAACCGCCUCCGCCGCCUCCGUUCCAGGACAACAGCGAGCCGAUCUACGAGUCGGUGCUUCCCCGCGAUGAGGACAACUGCGACCUGCGGGCGGCUAACGGGGGCAGUUCGCCGCCUCCGCUGCCUGCGCCGCCUCACAAGCUCCGCCCCAAGUCACCCGGCAUCGAGAGGAUACAGAGAGGGUCGGCAUCUCCCACCACGGUUGCCUCUCCUAAGCAAAGUCGGCCGAGCUCUAGGAACUCCAAUAUAUCUACGGGUAUGCAGCAACACUGGAGGUACAAUGACGAUCCAGAGAGAGAACAAAGGAGAAAGUUCAGAGUUGAAAAGAAGUUGCAAGAAAUGGAAGAGAACCAAGAGAAAACGGUUGAUCCACUGCUCGAAACUUAUUUCGAUAUAGUGGAAUUUGCUCAGAAUCAUUUCAACUCCCAUGAAAGGACGCCAGAAGGUACAAUAAUAGCAACUUUAACAAGGAAAAGCAAGAUUGUUGAAACGAUGCCGAAGUAUGAAAUGGUCACCUACUACCGUGGAUCAAGCAUACCAAACUCUCAUAUUCUGCUCUAUGAUCCAGAUAAUAUUUCUAUUGCUUGUUCCAUAUUUAGGGAUCUUUGUAAAUAUAUUAGGGGAGAACUGAAGACAGAUGGAGAGUUGCAAACAAUUCAGAGUAUAAUCGGUUACGGUCUUGAAAGAGAGGAGUUGAGGGAUGAAAUAUAUGUACAGUGUAUGCGGCAGGCUACAAAUAAUCCUAACCCCGAGUCUCUGGAACGAGUUUGGCUUCUACUCUGCUUGGCAAUCGUCUCCUUUCAGCCUACCAAAUUAUUACACAAGUAUUUUGUGUGCUUCCUACGUAAAAAUAUGCAGACUGAUGGAAAAUUGAAGCAGUAUGUGCAAUGGUGCCUGGACAACUGCAAGAACAUGAAAGCCUCCUGUCGUCAGUACCCUCCCUCCGCUGUUGAAGUUGCUGCGAUGCGAAGGCUGGGCACAAUAGUGUGCCGGUUCUUCUUCCUGGACGGGCGCACGAAGGCGAUCGACAUCCACCCGACCGACACGGCGAGUGAUGCAUCCGUCAAGUUGGCCGACAAACUGGGUCUGCGCAGUCUCGACGGGUGGGCCAUCUACCAGAGCCGGCCGGACGGCGAGGAGCAUGUGCGCGCGCACCACUACCUCUAUGACGUCAUUGCCGCCUGGGAAAUAAAAAUCAACAAAAUGGCGGCUGCCACAACCUCGACUUUCCCGACUCUGAGCAGGAGGAACACGGCUCCCACUCUGGGCAGUGGAGAAAAUCGGUUCAUCUUCAAACGCCGACUGUUUCGCAACAGCAGAGAGAUAUCUCAGGAUCCAGUCGAAGUCAAUAUGCUCUACGCGCAGGCUGUGUAUUGUGUAGUUAAGUGCGAUGACUUCCCAGUUACUGAGAAAGUAGCAUUACAGUUAGCAGGCCUGCAGGCUCAGGUCGCGCUUGGAAAUCCCAAAGAUAAUUGCUUUGAAUAUUAUGCUGACGUAGAAAAUUACCUUCCAUAUAGAAUUAGUCGCAGUCGAGGUGAUGAUGUAUGGGUACCUAUAAUUGCUCAAGCUCAUAAACAGUAUGGAGCUGGUAAAAAUGAGUUGACUGCCAAAGUUUUGUACCUGUCUUGUGUUAUGCAAUAUCCUCUCUAUGGGACAACAAUGUUCCAGGUCACAUACAGAGGAUACUGGUCCUACGGUAACAGUUUAAUACUGGGCGUGAACAGUGAAGGACUGAUGCUUAUCAAACCAGAGGAUAAGUUUGUGAUAUAUGAAUUUCGUUACCAUGAUAUAGAGUCUAUUUUUCUUGAUCCUAGUGAUAGUUUUAUUACGAUUAAUUUGAUGAGGCACCAGGGCGACAACGGCACCUACCGGUGCUUUGUGUUUGAAACGCUCCAGAAGUCAGAGAUCGGCUCGCUCAUUGUCAGCUAUUGUCCCACGCUGGCCGGGUGGAUUACCGAAAAUGAAAUUCCAGUGAAAGCAAUUACGAAUGAUGAUCGAAUAAGACUGUAUCACAGUGUUGUCAACUGUCGCCGACUACUCGUGGACAGUGAGCUGCUGAAGAAGCCUCAGGAUUCGGGAGGAAAUUUCAUCAGAAAUACAUUGAGGAGGUUGAGUAAACAUCGAUUAGAAAAGCUUAGAGCCGAACACAGUGGCUUGUCAGAAUCUUAUAAGGGCUUCUCGCUGUCCUAUUGGCUAUUCAGCAGACAACCGCUCACGCAGAGCCUCAUCAAACUAGCAGAGGCUGACGAGCAGAUCGCUCUACAGAUAUUCCAAUGUAUUCUACAAUAUGCAGGAUUAGGACAGAAUGGCGAAGCAAUUCGACGAGCCGAGGACGAGCACAUGAACCUGGUGCAGACGAUAAUGGAGCACGCGAUGCGCAAAGACGUGCUGCUGGGCGAGAUGUACCUGCAGCUGAUCAAGCAGACGACAGAGCACCCGGACCCCAACUCCAGGGUCAACCUGCGUCACUGGGCGCUGUUGUCGCUCUCCUGCUCGGUGGUGUUGCCGCCGCAGCGCAUCAUCCGCAAGUACCUCAUCAACCACCUCAAGCGCUGCGCCGGUGACUGUGUCACCGAGGAGGGCAAGUACGCCCGUUUCGCUGAGAAGUGCCUGCUGAAAACACAGGGCACCAAACGCCGCCAAUGGCCGCCAUCGAGAGAGGAGAUAAUGUGCACGAUCAACAGGCGACCGAUCUACGCGCGAUUCCACUUCAUGGAUGGGCAAUAUCACGCCAUCGAAUUUCAUCCCUCGGCCACCGCAUGCGAGGUCAUGGAGCUCAUCAAGAAGAAGAUUGGGCUCAGGGAAUCUGCUAUGGGCUACGCGAUCUACGAAGUGCUGGGUAACUCUGAGAGGAGCCUGGUGGCCGAGGAGAAGGUGGCGGACGUGAUGUCCAAGUGGGAGCGCUAUCGCAACGCAAACGCCAACACCAACUCGACGCAACCCAACAAGCCCACCCGCAAGCAGCACCACUUCUUCCUCUUCAAGAAGCACCUCUUCCUCGACCAGUACAUGGACCUCGACGACCCUGUCGAGAAGGAACUGCUCUACCACCAGGUGUUACACUGUCUGCGUUCAGAUCGGUUCCCUGUCACCGAGAAGGAAGCGAUGAUGCUGACAGCGUUGCAAGCGCAGGUGGAACUGGGUGACUGCGAGGACAGUCAGGUGGACUACCGGCCAAUAGCGGCCCACUGCCUGCCGGCUCGACUGGUGCCCAACAUCCCCCACGAGAUGGUCAUGCACCACCACCAGAGUCUCUGCAGCAUCCCCUUGGAUGAGGCCAAGAAGGCAUUCCUCAACCUCAUUCGCAGCUGGCCGCUGCACCGGUCCACUAUUUUUGACGUCAUGCAAUCAUUCACGUCGAACUGGCCGCGAGUGCUGUGGCUUGCAGUGGACCAAGUUGGCCUGCACCUUCUGGAGCAUCGCUCGAGGAAUGUGUUAUGCACCUAUGAGUAUGAGAGCAUCCUGAGCUACAACCCGGCACUCAACUGCUUGAUGAUCAUCACCGGUAGUGUCAAGAAGCAGAGUAAAGUCAUCCUUACUACAUCUCAGGCAUUCCAAGUGGCAAACCUGAUACGCGAGUACACACAGGUGCUGCAGUCUCCACACUCAGUUCAGAGGCGCGAUGUCUCGGCCAAGAAGCGAAAUGCCAACGCAGCUCGCCCUGUCAGCAUUCUGCACAAGCCUGCCCCCGUCAUCGAGCCUCAGCAGAGCUAAGCCAAAUUACAUUAGAAACCAUAUUAAAUUAGCUACAAUUAAUCAUCCAAUACAGUCCCAGUAAUCUCAUAAAUUAGUUAGCAUUUUGUAGUUCAAUUUUGACGUGUAAUUAUUUGAGGAAACAAUAACCUUUGUUGAAGAAAUUUAAUAAAUUUUAUUACUCAAGUUAAACUUUGAAUCAUUUGUGUAAGAAAACAAUGAAUAUGAUAUUAUAGAGGUAUCUUUAUAUCUUAUCCAGACAUUGUAUAGAAAUUACUAUCAUUAUCAAUAUAACAGCCUUAAAAAUAAUGUAAAUUACUGCUCAGAUACAUCCUAAUCUACAAUUUAUCUUGUAAACCGUUUCUCAAAACAUAUUCAUUUUAUUGGUUAAGACUUGAUUAUUGUUAUACAUACGCCAAUAUUUCAAUAAUAAGGUUUAUUGAAUCAAAAAAUCGUUGAAAAUGAAUAAUUUCAAUCUUUUAUACGUAAAAUGUGUCACUGGAUAUUGAGUUUUCUCUUGUUCUUAUUUUGUUAUAGAUAUUGAUCCACCACUUUUUAUUAUGGAUAAUUAUCAUAGAUAGUAAUUCAUCUAUUGUAAAUAGAUAAAUUGAAUUUAUUUCUACAAAAUUAUUAUUAGUUUUCAAAUUCAAGUUGCUCCAAGAUGUCUUAACUAGAAAAUUACUCGAUUUUUUAAAGAAAAUAAACAGAUUUAAAACUACUGUACUAGAAAAUUAUAGAUUAUAAUUCUUUGAAGAGAAUCUAAUGUACUAAAGAUGUAUUAAGCGGAGGAUAUAAUAUAAUAUUACUUUGUAAAAUAUUCCUUCUUAUCAGUGGGAAUUAUGAUGAUUUCGCGUAUAAAUUAUGUAUCUGGCUAUAUUACAUCAAAAUACAAUGAGUGGAAACUCUAUCCUGUAGAUUGGUAAUUUUAUUGCUGAAAUGGAUAUUUAUCUAAAUUCAUGUCAAAACACGAAAAAUUCUUUUAAGUACAGUAAUAAUUUUACAGGAAUUCAUAGUUAAAUUCAGUUCAUACUGUAUCUCAAACUCAUUUCUAUAGAAUAUCACAAAAAUAUUAAUUUUAUAUCAUACUUUAUGCAAAGUAUUUCAUCUUGAUUGAAAGUUUCAAUUCUACUAGGGCCGAAGUAGCUUCUAUAUAGCUAACUGAGUUUAUGUGAAUUAUAAUAAAUGUCCUAGUAUUUUAUCAAGACAAACCUUUCCCGGGAAAUAACAUGUUGCAUUAUUUACAAUUUAAUGAAAUAUAGCCAGCUACAGUACAACAAUUAUUUGUGUGGAAUGUUAUGCUAUUCUGUGGUUUGGUGCUUAUAGGUGGUAUUAUAUAAGACUGUUAUAAUCUGUACAAAAAUAAGAAUAUUAGGCUUUUAACCAAUAUGCAAAUUAUAUAAAUUAAAAUUACCUUAACCCUUAUGAGUUGAGAGUACAUUAACUAUUUCUAGUUGAAUAUCUUUGAAAUGACCAUAAUUGAUUCUUUUGAUGAAUUAAAGAUAACAAACUAGUAUAUUACAAUUAUAUAAAAUAAUAGGUAUCCUCUGAUUAUGGGUGUAGGUAAUUAAUUGAUAUUGACUCAUUUCUCAUACGUAUCUUAAAAUCAAGAUAAUUAUGCUCAGUGAC